AUGGGCAGCGUUCACGAGGUCUUCGUCGGUUCCAUCGACCAAGGAACCACCAGUUCCCGGUUCUUGAUCUUCAACAAGCAGGGUGAGCCUGUAGCUUCUCACCAGCUUGAGUUCAAGCAAAUCUAUCCUCAGCCAGGCUGGCACGAACAUGACCCUCUGGAAAUUGUCGCCGGAGUCGAGGAAUGUAUUGACGGCGCUGUCAAGCAAUUCGAGAACCAAGGCCACAACAUCAACAGCAUCAAGGCAGUGGGUAUCACGAACCAACGUGAGACGACCGUCGUGUGGGACAAGGAGACGGGAGAGCCUCUGUACAAUGCCAUUGUCUGGACAGACACCCGUACCCAAGGUCUGGUGCGCAAGCUCAAGCAACGCCUGGGCGCCGACAGACUCACCGACAUCUGUGGCCUUCCCUUGUCGACAUACCCAUCAGUGGGCAAGCUUCUGUGGCUACUCGAGAACGAGCCCAAAGUCCAGAAAGCUUACGAAAGGGGGACAUUGGCAUUCGGAACGAUUGACGCAUGGCUCGUCUUCAAGCUGAACGGAGGCACCAAGAGAAACAUUUUUGUAUCCGACCCCUCCAAUGCCAGCAGAACCAUGUUCAUGAACAUCAAGACGCUCAAGUACGAUGAAUCCCUCAUCGACUUCUUCCGCAUCGACCGCACCAAGGUGCACUUCCCCAAGAUCGUGCACUCAUCCGACCCAUCCGCAUACGGCUCUCUGGCGUCCACCGUGCUUAAAGGUGUCCCCAUCACGGGCUGCCUGGGAGACCAAUCGGCGGCGCUCGUGGGACAAAAGGGUUUCACGCCCGGCUUGGGCAAGAACACGUAUGGCACGGGGUCCUUCAUCCUGUACAACGUGGGCGAGAAGCCCGUCAUCUCGACACACGGCCUCUUGACGACCGUGGCCUUCGACUUCGGCGGCAACAGCAAGCCCAUGUACGCGCUCGAGGGGUCCAUCGCGGUGGCGGGGUCCAGCGUCAAGUUCCUCGUCGACAACUUUGGGUUCAUCGAGAACUCGAGCAAGAUCAGCCAGCUGGCCGAGACGGUCGACGACAACGGCGGCGUCACCUUCGUCACGGCCUUCAGCGGGCUGUUCGCGCCCUACUGGAUCGACGACGCCAGAGGGACCAUCUUCGGCAUCACCGCAUUCACCAACAGAGGACACAUUGCCCGCGCCACCCUCGAGGCCACGUGCUUCCAGACCAAGGCCAUCCUCGUGGCCAUGGAGAAGGACUCGGGCCACACUCUCACGGAACUCGCCGUCGACGGCGGCAUGUGCAACUCCGACCUCACCAUGCAGACGCAGUCCGAUCUGAUCAGCAUCCCCGUCAAGAGACCGGCGAUGCGCGAGACCACGGCCCUCGGCGCCGCCAUCGCCGCCGGUCUGGCCGUGGGCGUGUGGGACAGCAUCGACGAACUCAAGGCCGUCAAUACCGAGGGUGUCACGACCUUCAAGCCCGCCAUUUCCAAGGAGGAGAGUGCAUCGCGCUUCGCCCGCUGGGAGAAGGCCGUUGAGAUGAGCAAGGGCUGGGCCAAUUGA
Exophiala spinifera is the source of this 1539-nucleotide messenger RNA. Its product is annotated as glycerol kinase. NCBI's taxonomy places the organism in Eukaryota, Fungi, Ascomycota, Eurotiomycetes, Chaetothyriales, Herpotrichiellaceae. Gene Ontology annotation, molecular function: glycerol kinase activity. The record is from RefSeq and is a predicted model, not a curated record. Gene Ontology annotation, cellular component: mitochondrion. Gene Ontology annotation, biological process: glycerol-3-phosphate biosynthetic process; glycerol metabolic process; triglyceride metabolic process. The coding region runs from base 1 to 1539 and encodes 512 amino acids. The transcript has 3 exons.